GUUCGACAUUUUUUAAAUUAAUUAUUUCUAGCUACAAAUGUUUAAAAUAAUGAGAACUAAUGCAAUCAUUUUAUAUAUAAGAGUUAUUUGAAGUAAGAAUGUCAAGGGUUUAACAAAUUUAUUGGACUUUUCUCUUCUUAUGGGCAGGUGAUGAGAAGAAAAUAGAAUAAAAAUCUAAAAGGAAACAUAAAAAACAAUCACAAAAUAUUAACAUAACACACCUUCGGACGAGGUGUGACAUCUUGUCUGGAAUCUUAGCGCUUAGAUGGUAGCAUAGCUGGUGGUGUGGCGGAAACAUGAAUUGUUAGGGAAAGAAAGGUGUGGAAGAAGAGGAAUAGAGGGAAGUAGUAAUGAUGGUAGAUAUGGACCGGACCCUUCAUAGCAUGGUUUGCAAGCUGAUCACACCAUUCAUAUGGCUCGUGGUUUUGCCCUGCUUCAUCAACUCCUGCUCCCGUCGCUGCUGCCAACACUGGAAACCCAGAUACUACAUUUAGGGUUACACGGGGUGUUGGUUCCAAUAAGGUUGGGGCCUUUGGACAUGGCGGUGCUGGUCUUGGAACAUCUUUAUUCCUUGGAUUUUUUUUUUUAUUAAUGGGAGUAUUCAGGUGGAGGCAGCGCAUCUGCUCUAUUUCGAGCUGGGCUUCCUAUAUUGGAAGUACAACAAUUUCAAAGUGCUGGACCCAAAACCGAAGAUGGAAAGAAGAUAAUUUUUCAGGAAUAUUUGGCCGUCCAAUGAUGAAGUUGCUCAUGUUGUUCAUUCAAGUGUGGUGCCUGAUAUAUAUAUUCGAGGGUACAUAUCAGGCAAUCACCAAGGGAAAUCCCAUGUGGAAUCAAUUAUCUGUUACUUCAGGCACUCUAUAUGCUUGGGAUUCCAAAUCAACAUACAUACAUGAGCCACCAUAUUUCAAAAGCAUGACGAUGUCUCCGCCAGGACCACAUGGUGUGAAUGAUGCUUACUGCUCGCUCAACUUCGGGGACAGCAUUAAAGCUGAUCACAUCUCACCAGCUGGCAGCAUCCACAAGGAUAGUCCUGCUACUAGAUACCUCCGUCAUGGAACAUGGAGUGAUUUGGAGGAGGAAGAAGAGGAAGAGGAAGAACAUCUUGAUGAAGAGGAGUUGGAGGAUGAUGUUCAAUCUGUUGAUAGCCUUUCAAGCACACCAACUGGAGUUGAGACUCCUAAUGUUAUUGACCCUUGCAAGUAGCAGAGAAAGGAACCUGAAAGGCCUCGGAUUUGCUGUUUCUGUUGUUACAUGGACUCAAUUUUACUUGCUUGAGUUUGAUAAAAGAUGUGAAGAUGUUGUCAUAGGACAGGGGAGUUGGGAUGCUUCAGAAUUCCGAGAAAAGCUUGAAGAGGAAUUAUAUAUGAUAUGAUUAAUUUAGAGGAAUACCUUGAAGAGGAAUUAAUGAUAAAUGAUAUGUUGAACAUAAAAUAAAUACAAAAAAAUAAAAUAAAAUCAAACAUCUUUCAAAAUUAUUUUUUACCAUCUUUGUUUCCAUAUUGAGAUGGAGAGAGAGAACACCAAAGGAUUUUUGUUUCCUUGAGAUGGAGUGAGAGACUAAAGGAUGGUGGUGUGGAGAACUAUCUUUACUAUGGGAGUCUGUGAUGAUGUUUUGGCUAUCUGGACAUGCAGCUGUUGUAAUGAUGCAAAGGUAAAUGUGAAAAACAGCAUUAUCCACCAGAGGUUCUUACAAUGUGCUGGUAUGUUUAUGGUGUUGGAUAUUGCUUUUCCGUACUUGUAAUCGCAUUCAUCUGCUUCUAAUUAAUGCAACAUGCGAGGUUUCACAAGAGCGUUGGUCUCGUGUCUCUUGACGACAUCUUUUACGGUCCAAAUCAGCUUGAUGAAUCUAAACUAGAACUGCAUCAGUUUUUAAUUGCAAUUUCUUGGUGCUAAUCAUGAUUACACAUCUGGUAUUAUAAACUGCUUCAUGAAAUAACCUGUUAGGAUUCAAAACAUUCCUUCGGAUCCCACAUUUUCUUCACACCAUGCUUACUGAUACUGGAUAAGGGACUGCCAUUACUAAUCGUCUACAGUUUAGGCAGCCAUGACUGCUUAUCUGAUGUUUAGACAAAGCCAUGGUGAUCUGUCUACCUUUCUAUUUCCUGACCGUCCAUGCAUCCAGACGAUUGUUCAAACAAUACAAAUACAUGUGCAUGUGAAACAAUUAAGUUGCCAAUGUUAAGAAGAUCCAAUAUGAGUGAAAUCUUGCUAGACAUCUGAGGAAUUUGAAAAAAUGCUAGAACUUACAAAGAAGUGG
Molecule: messenger RNA, 2257 nt
Organism: Populus trichocarpa (black cottonwood)
Lineage: Eukaryota; Viridiplantae; Streptophyta; Magnoliopsida; Malpighiales; Salicaceae
Product: aconitate hydratase 1-like
Exons: 2
Coding region: 592-1203 (203 amino acids)
Biological process (GO): citrate metabolic process; tricarboxylic acid cycle
Cellular component (GO): mitochondrion; cytosol
Molecular function (GO): aconitate hydratase activity; 4 iron, 4 sulfur cluster binding
Source: RefSeq, a predicted model, not a curated record